AGAGAAGGAGGAGACUCCCCAAAAAAUCCCAAGAAAUGCCCAAAUUAAAGAAGGAUUCGUCAUGAAUCGAUGCAUGAUCUCAAAUUCGUGAUCAUCUAAGCUUAACAAGCAUAAGAGAGAGAGUAGUGAGAGAAAGGUGGCUUUGAGCAACAAGUAUGGAGGGUAAGGAAGAAGAUGUUAAGCUAGGAGCCAACAAGUUCUCAGAGAGGCAACCCAUUGGGACCUCAGCUCAAACAGACAAAGACUACAAGGAACCACCACCUGCACCCUUGUUCGAGCCAGGUGAGUUAUCAUCAUGGUCUUUCUACCGAGCCGGUAUUGCAGAGUUCAUAGCCACUUUCUUGUUCUUGUACAUCUCUGUGUUGACUGUCAUGGGUGUGGUCAAAUCCCCCACAAAGUGUGGCACUGUUGGUAUUCAAGGAAUUGCUUGGGCUUUUGGUGGUAUGAUCUUUGCACUUGUCUACUGCACUGCUGGUAUUUCAGGAGGACACAUCAACCCAGCAGUGACUUUCGGUUUACUACUAGCAAGAAAACUGUCUUUAACCAGAGCACUAUUCUACAUGGUGAUGCAGUGUCUUGGAGCCAUCUGUGGUGCAGGUGUGGUCAAAGGGUUCCAGGGCAAGCACCAGUACACAGCUUUAGGGGGUGGAGCCAAUGUUGUGGCUCAUGGUUACACCAAGGGUGAUGGUCUUGGUGCUGAGAUUGUUGGGACCUUUGUGCUUGUCUACACUGUUUUCUCAGCCACUGAUGCCAAAAGAAGUGCCAGAGACUCACAUGUCCCUAUUUUGGCUCCACUCCCAAUCGGGUUCGCUGUUUUCUUGGUCCAUUUGGCCACCAUCCCCAUCACCGGAACCGGAAUCAACCCUGCGAGAAGUCUCGGUGCAGCCAUCAUCUACAACAAGGACCAUGCUUGGGAUGACCAUUGGAUUUUCUGGGUCGGUCCCUUCAUUGGAGCUGCACUUGCGGCGCUGUAUCACCAGAUUGUUAUCAGAGCCAUGCCGUUCAAGAGCCGGUCUUAGAAAAAAUGAAAAAAAAAAUUGUAUUUCUUUCAUUUGUUGUUGUAUGCUAUGGAUUGUUGUUGUACUCUACCAAAAUGUGGAUUUAGUGUUUUUUUUUUUUUUUUUCUAGCUUUUGGUUGAUGAAUCAUGAGUGUUUGUAAAUUACCCAUCUACCCCUGAGUUGGUAUUGUGUUACGUUAAGUUUUAAAAAAUGAGCUCUUGUAGCCUAUUUUUUUUUUUAA
This is a messenger RNA of Helianthus annuus (common sunflower), 1240 nucleotides long. RefSeq names its product aquaporin PIP1-3. NCBI's taxonomy places the organism in Eukaryota, Viridiplantae, Streptophyta, Magnoliopsida, Asterales, Asteraceae. Gene Ontology annotation, biological process: response to water deprivation; transmembrane transport. The coding region runs from base 156 to 1019 and encodes 287 amino acids. The transcript has 5 exons. Gene Ontology annotation, cellular component: plasma membrane; plasmodesma; vacuole. Gene Ontology annotation, molecular function: water channel activity. The record is from RefSeq and is a predicted model, not a curated record.